UGAUGCGCAUAUAAUUCCUCAGCAGAACUUGUCGACUUAAUUCAGUUGUGGGUUAAAUAGCAUUUUACCGCUACUCUGUGCUCAGAUCGCGGUGCUCACUGGCCACUGCUCAGUCGCUCAGUGGUAACUUGCACUCGUGCGGCUCGUGUGCUAUGUCGCUGUUCCGUCACGAUAGUCACGCGCACGUUAUCAAAUAUCAAUGCGUUUUUUCGUUCCACUGAUAAUAUGAAUAUAAUAUUUUAAGUUUAACUUGUCGUUUGUUUUUAAUGUCGAUCGAGAUAUCAAGAUUCAGUCUUAACAUUUCAAGUAGCAUCCAAAACAAGAGUUAAUCCUAGAUGAUUACCUGCACCCCAGGGCCUCCACGGUAUAUAUUCAGCAGGCGUAUUUGGCGGGUAUCCAUUUUCAGGAGUCCAAUUUGCAGACGGAUUUUGAAAGGUAAACAUGGAUGAGUCAAACAAUAUUAAAAAAGUAAAAAGUAAAGAGGUAUCAGAAAUUUACAAAAUAUUUGAAGAAAUAUAUUUGAAAGCGCCUCCUGUUUUAAAAGAUCUAUCAAACAACUCUGUAGAUAUUGAUUAUAAAGAAUUCAUACAAGAACAAAUAGAUUUUAAGAAAAUUGAUACAAAAUUUAAUAAUGGAGAAUACUGUUCUAUUACUGAUGCAAUAAAAGAUAUAAGGACAGUAUUUUUAAAUUGCUAUUCAUUUUAUGGUGUUAGAAGUGAUCAUACUAAAAAAUCAUUGGAAAUUGAAGAAUUAUUAGAAGAAAAAAUCAGUUGUCUUGAUAAAAAUUAUAAAUCACUGGCUAAUGUUGAUCUUACAUUCAAUUUGCUAAACAUGGAAAGUAAACAUAAUUCUAAAUUGAGAUAUCCAAAAGAUUGUUAUGAUUCAGUAUUGUUAAGAAGUGUUGCACAUUGUCGCCCUGAAAGAUUAAAGAAGUAUCAUAAAAUAUUGUCUACCACUCUUACCACUGAUGAAGAUAAUGCACAUAUUUUAGAAAAAAUAUUAUGUUGGGAAAAUGAAGUUUAUUUUAAUGACAUAUUUCAUCGAUAUAUCAGCUCAAUGUGGGAGCUACCAGAAAUAGGUAAUUUUGUGACUAUUAUAUUUAAAAAACUUGAUCUUGAUAUUAUUAAUCAAGGAGAAAUUGAAAGAAUGUUUUUAAUGCCUAAAGAAUCUACAACUAUGGGUAAAAUCAUGACUACUCUUUUGAUGCCAAUCAAAAAAACAAAGUUUGUUGGUCAAGUAAUGCCAUAUACAAUUUGGUCUGAAAAACUUUCAAGAAAAGUAUCAGACUGGUUUAAAGUAUACCACUCAAAAAAUAAAAAUAAAGUUAUUGUAAUGAAUUCACUAGGUAUCCAUCCAGAUUUUUGGACUGUUAUGAAUGAAAAAAAUCCUUUAGUUGAAAAAGAUUAUAGUGAACUCUCAUAUUUCAUGAAAGUUUGGCUUCUAAAAGGACUCUGUGAUUAUGUUUCUGUUAAAUUUAAAACUAUUAAUGAUAUUAUUACAAAUUGUAAUGAAAGACAAUGUACUAUAUGGAAAAAUGAUUUAGAAACCGAGGAAUAUUUCUUUUUUGAUUCAAUGCCGGAUUUAAGGAUAUAUUAUUAUAACAUUCCAUUUGAUGAACCAAGUCUUGAAUUUCUUGAAUCAAAAAAAACUGAUAAAGAAAUGGAAAAUAUCAAAGCUAAUCAACCUAUGAAUGGUUUUUGUUCAUUUAAAAAAGAAAAAAAUUUUAAGUUAAUUGCUGAUUCGGUUGAAGGUCUUCGGACAUUUCUUUAUAAAUUGGAUAUGGAAGGAACAUCUGUACCUGAAAAAUUAAUAACUGCUCUAGAAGAUUUUCUUAUGAAAAUUGAAUCAGAAGAAUAUAAUUUCAUUGUCUUAAACAAUGAUUCUAAAAUAAAAUUAUUUAAAGACUGUGAAUCAUAUCCAGAUAGAAUUCAAAAGGAUAAAGAUAAUAUAUCAUUUUGGGAAAGAAAAGAUUCAAAGUCAAUAGUUCAAGCUCCUGAUGAAGAAAUUAUUGUUGAGAAACGUCAAAGAAAAUUAAUCGUACAGCAAGAUUUUGAAACUGAUGACUAUUAUGAAUCUGAUGAAUAUAUUAGUGAAAAUGAUAAAAUCUUAUCUGAUUUUACUGACUCUGAAGAUGAAUGGGGUGCUAUUAAUCAGCCUAAAAAUAAAGUUAAACAACCACUGCAAACCCCUACUAAACUUCUUGAACUAGAAAAGCGGUUAUGUGUAGAAGGAAAAAUGCCAAAACACAAUGUUAAAAACAUAUUUGAUACUAGUCAGAGUUAUGAAUAUUAUGAACAUAAUAAAACAUUAGCUAGUUCAAAAAAUAAAAAUAAUCUAUCACUUUUAGAAAAGAAAGAUUCAAAGCCAACAAUAAAAGCUCAGAGUAAUGAAAUAAUUUUGAGAAAACGGACAAGACAAUUGGCGACAAGACAAUAUUUUGAAACUGAUAAGUACUAUGAAUCUGAAGAAUAUUUUAGUGAAAAUGAUGUUAAAUCCAUAUCUGAUUUUACUAAUUCUGAAGACGAAUGGGGUGCUAUAAACCAGCCUAAAAACAAAAUUAAACCAUUACUGCAAACACCUCCUAAACUUGCUAAAUUAGAAAAACGAUUGAGGGUAGAAGAUAAAGUGCCAAAACACACUAAAAUUAAAGUGUUUGAUACUAAUAAGAAAGAUAAUUCUAUCAAAUCAGUUGAAUUACCAAAAACUCAAAAUAAUGUUAAAUGUAAUAAUAAUACUAAUAAAAUUGUUUAUGAUCAUAAUAAAAGAGUGAUUGAUUCCAAAAACAUUGAUAAUGUUUUUAGUAAUGAAGAAAUUGUGCUUAUUGAUAGUGAUAAAGAAGAAAACGAAAAACCACCCGAUAGUUUAAAACCAGUAGAAAUUAUAACCGUAGAUGAAGAUAUGCAAAAUGAUUGUGAAAUUCUUUAUAAUAAUUUAGAAAUAUCAAUCUCUACUUGUACUGAAAAUAAAAAUAAUAAAACUAAUAAACAAGAUAAUUAUAAACCAACAGAAUCUGUUGUUAUUUCAGUUGAAGAUGAUGAUCAAAUUAUUAUUAGUGAUGAUGAAGAUGAUGUUCAAUUUAUUUCAAUGACUGUAACACACAAGAGUUCACCGUCAAAAAUUAAAAAACCUUGUAAUUUUAAAACUAACUUAAAUAGAUCAUACAACUCUGUUUCUGCAAACAGAAAAAUAAUUCCUACUAAUUAUAAUAAAUCUCAAGCAACAUCAUCUAUUAUACAAAAACUUUCACAAAAUGUUACUAUUAUGCCAGCAAAUGUACAUUUACCAAAAGGUAUUGAAGUCACUAUGGUUAAAACACCACAGAAAAAAAUAGACUCCCAUUUUAAUUCAAUCAAAAGGAGGUCAAUUAUGUCAAAUGGCCAUCUUCCAAAUAACUCUUCAAUGGUUAAUGUGAAAUGUCAAAUUAUUUCAAAGCCAGAUUUAAAUGGUGAAGUUAAUUUUUAUGUUAGAUUACCCAAUGGAAAAGAACAUCCUGGUCCUAAUGAACUUAUUAAUCAAUACCUUAAAGAACACAAUAACCAAUUACCUGACUAUUGGUUGGUGCCUUUACCAGUGGAAGUUGCUAAACAAUAUUGUAUUAACUAAAAGAAAAAAUUUCUUAUAGUAUAAUACAAAAUCCUUAUUCUUAUGAUCUCUAUACUAUUUUAAGGAUUUUUAGCAGUAUAAUUAAAUUUUUUUAAGUUUUUUUUAUGAUUUUUCCAAUCCUAUUUUGACAUUGUUAAUCGAAUAAUAUAUUUUUAAUACAAACAAGAAAUUGAUUAAACUUUAUAAUAAUAAAUAAAUAUUUGUGAUGUUUUU
Molecule: messenger RNA, 3816 nt
Organism: Melanaphis sacchari
Lineage: Eukaryota; Metazoa; Arthropoda; Insecta; Hemiptera; Aphididae
Exons: 14
Coding region: 442-3603 (1053 amino acids)
Molecular function (GO): protein binding
Source: RefSeq, a predicted model, not a curated record